CUCCAUAAAGACAAAUUCUUUGUCAAAAUCCCUCCUCCUGCUGUAUGUUUUCAGAGAUUCACACAGUACACACGUUUCCCCACCUCCAUUGAAGCACCCAUUGAAGCUUUCGACCAUUUCUUGAAGAAUUUACCUCCAAAUUUUAUACGUAUCGUAUGAUGAAUUUGCCAUAAAAAGUGGAGGAUACCAGAAGGAACAAUGACGAAAAGGGUACCGCCUGGUUCAUCUUCUUCGUUAUCGACACCCCAAAAUUUGUGGCUGAUUUGGAAGCUUGUGAUUCUUCUGAGCAUCACUUUUUUAGUUCUAACACUUGUUCGGAUUCAGCUUUACUAUGACACUUCCCCACAGUUCUCAUCGUCUUCUUCAGCUCGAGUUUAUCGGCGAUCUCAGCUUCCGAUUUGGAAAGAUGAUGAAGGUUUUGAAGGAAACCCUAGAAUUGCUUUCCUCUUUCUAGUUCGUCGAGAUCUCCCCCUUGAUUUCCUCUGGCAAAGCUUCUUCGAGAAUGCUGAUGCAGCAAAUUACUCAAUUUAUGUUCAUUCUUCUGAGGCUGGUUUAGUGUUCGAUGAAAUGUCUACAAGAUCAAGCUUCUUUUAUAAUCGACAAUUAAGCAAUAGCAUUAAGGUAGGUUGGGGUGAAUCAAGCAUGAUAGAAGCUGAAAGAUUGCUACUUCGAGCAGCCCUUGAAAAUCCAGCAAACCGGAGGUUUCUUCUCUUAUCAGACAGUUGUGUGCCUCUCUACAACUUUACCUAUAGUUACCAUUACCUGAUGGGUUCUUCUAAAAGUUUCGUAGACAGCUUUCUUGAUAUGAAAGAAGGUCGCUACAAUCCCAAGAUGUCUCCUGUUAUACCAAUGAGGAAAUGGCGAAAAGGCUCACAGUGGUUUGCAUUAGUUCGAAGUCAUGCAAAAGCUGUUGCAUAUGAUGAUGUCGUAUUUCCAGUUUUCAAGAAGUUAUGUAAGAGACGUCCACCCUUAGAUGCCAGUAAAGGAAAGCAGAAUCUUAAACUUCAGAAGCAGCAUAAUUGCAUUCCCGACGAGCAUUACGUUCAGACAUUACUUGCGAUGAGUGAUCUCGAGGGUGAGCUUGAACGACGAACGGUGACAUACACUUCAUGGAUGGUUUCAUCUACAAACAUGGAAACGAGAAGCUGGCAUCCUGUAACGUAUAAUUAUGCAAGUUCUAACCCCGAACAAAUCAAAAGGAUCAAGGAUAUCAACCAUGUGUUAUACGAGACUGAACACCGAACGGAGUGGUGUCGAAGUAAUGCAGUGCUAGUCCCUUGUUUUCUCUUUGCUCGAAAGUUCUCGAGAGACGGGGCUAUGCGGCUUUUGAGCCAAGGAGUGUCGGGAAACUUUGACGCAUCUGCUUUGCUACGUACGACCCCCUGAACUCAAUUAUACAUGUUUUGUACUCUUUCAUCACAUUAUUUGAACCAUUUAUAUGAUAGGAAAAAAUACAGAGUACACAGAGUUGAAAAAAAGGAUGCUUUUAGAAGCAAAAGUUUUAGCAAAGGUUUCUUGAGGUCAUGUUAGUUAGGAGUAUAUUAGUAAAUGGUGUAGUAUGUGAAACAACAUUUGUAAAAGUUGGUGAUUAU
This is a messenger RNA of Cynara cardunculus var. scolymus (artichoke), 1592 nucleotides long. RefSeq lists its product as uncharacterized. The transcript is spliced from 10 exons. Lineage: Eukaryota; Viridiplantae; Streptophyta; Magnoliopsida; Asterales; Asteraceae. Gene Ontology annotation, molecular function: glycosyltransferase activity. Bases 199 to 1386 code for a protein of 395 amino acids. The record is from RefSeq and is a predicted model, not a curated record. Gene Ontology annotation, cellular component: membrane.